Messenger RNA from Cucurbita maxima (winter squash), 2460 nucleotides. Its product is annotated as molybdenum cofactor sulfurase-like. Bases 498 to 2396 code for a protein of 632 amino acids. The transcript has 2 exons. The record is from RefSeq and is a predicted model, not a curated record. Lineage: Eukaryota; Viridiplantae; Streptophyta; Magnoliopsida; Cucurbitales; Cucurbitaceae.
AGGAUGAUGGGUCGAAAUCAUUAGGGUGAAGAGCCGGAAGAAUCUAUAAAAGAUGUUCUGUUGUUAUAUGGAAGAGAAAAGGGAAGCUCAAAUGUAUAUCGAUGGAAGGAAUGGGAAUAAUGCGUGGGGAAAGAAAAGGAUAUCCAAUGGCAUAUGCUGAUGAUCCAAUAUUGUUUUUGAGUUUCCCUAUAAAAAGCUCACUCAGUCGUGGCGCUGCAUAUGCUUUUACAUUAUUGUUAUUAUUAUUAUUGUUAGGUAAUACUACUAAGCCAACUAGGGGAAGGGCUUCUCUCAUUUGGCAGGCAGGCAUGUCUCUUUCUCUCAUGUCCUGCCAAAGGAGAGUUGCCCUUCGUCUGGUUUUGCUUUGCUUUCAACUUGUUUAUCCAUCAAAACAUCAACAGCCUUCUUCCUCCAACCCCCAAACUACCUUCAAUCCAGCACUCUUCUUCUUUGGAGCUUCUCUUGUUGAGUAGUUGUAGCAGAUCAAACUUCAGAAUAUGCAAUCUCCUUGUAUUAGAGAGGCCUCGAAGGCCUGCCUUCGAGGCUGCUGUCGACCUCUGUUUCUUGGUCUUCCUGAUUCUUCCCUGCCAUUAGCUUCAACUCCUGCAUACGACUUUCAUGGAGCGACACAAACGUCUCUUCACCCAAAUGCUCGCUUCUCCGACCACGAAUCAAUUCCUUCACUAAACGAUGCGUUUACUUACUUCAUUAGAGCAUACCCUCUGUACCCGGACACACAACAGAUCGAUCAAAUCCGAGCUGAUGAAUACAAUCAUCUUGCCCUCUCCAAACAUGUCUGUCUAGAUUACAAUGGCCAGUGUCUCUUUUCCUAUGCUCAACAGCAAAGUUUCCCAAUGGCUACAGCUGCUGCAUAUUCUUCUUCUCCAUCAGGUUCCCCUCCUCCGUUUCUGCAUUCCCCGGGAUCGCCUUUCUUCAACAUCUCCCAUAGAUCAGUGAAACCAAAUACCCAGGUGGGGAAUUGUGGUCAAGAAUCAGAAUUUGAGUCCAGAAUCAGAAGUAGAAUCAUGAGGUUUAUGAAUUUAUCAGAAGAUGAUUACGCUAUGGUAUUCACAGCCAAUCAAUCAUCAGCCUUCAAACUUCUGGCUGACACUUACCCUUUUCAGUACAAUAGAAAUUUGGUCACAGUUUAUGAUCACAAGAGCGAGGCAGUUGAAUUGAUGGUAGAAAGCUCUAAGAAGAAAGGAGCUAGAAUCAGCUCAGCUGAGUUCUUAUGGCCAAAUCUAACCCUCGCCACCGGAAAAUUAAGAAGACUAAUCGUGAGUAAACGAAAGAAGAAGAGGAAGUCGAAAAGGGGAAUAUUUGUUUUUCCACUUCAGUCAAGAUUAACAGGAACUCCAUAUUCAUAUCAAUGGCUGAACAUAGCUCGGGAAAAUGACUGGGAUGUCUGCCUAGAUACAUGCGCACUCGGAGCAAAAGACAUGGAAACUUUAGGCCUCUCUCUGUUCAAGCCCGAAUUUCUAAUUUCUUCUUUCUACAAAAUUUUCGGCGAAAACCCAUCAGGAUUUGGCUGUUUGUUCAUCAAGAAAUCCAAUGUUUCAUUCAUAGAGAGUUUAAUUACUUCACCUUCAAGUAUCGGCGUUAUAAGCCUUAUCUCAACAUCACCACAAUUUCCAUUUCCAGAAGAACCAGAGAGUACAGAGAUCAAAACUGAACAAAUCUCAAAACCCGGCCUACAAAAUCAAAAUCUCGCUAUACCAGAGUCGUCAAAUUUACCUAAAAUCGGAGAGGACGCUGAAAUUGAAGAGGAAGAACUCUCAAUUACAGGAAUCGUCGAAAUAGGGACGCCCCUCGAAUCGGCUCGAUCAACAAACACAGAAAUGGAAAUAAACUGCAGAGGGUUGGACCACGCAGAUUCAGUAGGCCUAAGAUUAAUAAGCAUUAGGGGAAGGUACCUGAUCAAUUGGCUCACAAAUGCAUUGACGAACCUCCAACACCCAAAUGCGGAAGAAGGGUUUAGGCAAGGGCUAGUGAGAAUCUACGGCCCGAAAAUCCAAAUCAACCGAGGACCGGCCGUCGCAUUCAACGUAUUCGAUUGGAAAGGGGAAAAGGUGGAUCCAGGUAUGGUUCAGAAACUAGCCGACAGGAACAACAUAUCGUUGAGCAAUGGAUUUCUGAAGCAGAUAAGUUUCUCGGAGAAGAACGAGGAGGAGUUUGAAAUGAGAAAAGAGAGAGUGGUGGAAGAGGGUGAAAGAACGGAUAGAAGCGAGAAACGACAUUGUUGGAUCUCAGUGGUGUCGGCGGGCGUUGGAUUUUUGACGAAUUUUGAAGAUGUUUACAGGGUUUGGGCGUUUGUUUCCAGGUUUCUGGAUGCAGAUUUUGUGGAGAAGGAGAGAUGGAGAUAUAUGGCUCUUAAUCAAAACACAAUUGAAGUUUGAAAUUUCAUCCUGUUUCUGAACUCAAUCAAUUCUUUUCAGUGAAAUUCAAAUUCAAGUCUUUGUU